Messenger RNA from Endocarpon pusillum Z07020, 597 nucleotides. RefSeq lists its product as uncharacterized. Gene Ontology annotation, biological process: ubiquinone biosynthetic process. Gene Ontology annotation, cellular component: mitochondrial inner membrane. The coding region runs from base 1 to 597 and encodes 198 amino acids. NCBI's taxonomy places the organism in Eukaryota, Fungi, Ascomycota, Eurotiomycetes, Verrucariales, Verrucariaceae. The transcript has 2 exons. Gene Ontology annotation, molecular function: lipid binding. The record is from RefSeq and is a predicted model, not a curated record.
AUGCGCCAUGUUCCCACUCAUGGUUUCUCCAUGAGAGCAUUGACCGAAGGAGCCAAGGAGUCUGGAUAUCUUGAAGUUUCGGUUCAGCUACUCCCUCGGGGUGUCUUCGAUCUUAUCAAUUAUCACUUGGUCACCCAAAGGCUUGCAUUGAAAGAUCGAGUACAAUUUCCAAAGGACUCGAAGCUUGGAGCAGGUGAGAAAGUCAGGACCCUAACGCUUGAGAGACUGCGAGCCAAUCAAGAUAUCAUUCAUCAAUGGCAAGGAGCCCUUGGCCAAAUGUCCCUACUCGGUAAUAUACCAGCUUCUCUCAAAGAACUCCAUAUCCUUUCUGACGAAAUCUGGUAUCUUUCUGGCGAUACCAGCGUGGACACCUCUUGGUACACAAAGAGAGCUUCUCUGGCUGCAUUGUAUGCCAGCUCAGAACUCUUCAUGACGGCAGAUGCAUCCAAGGACUUCGCAGCUACAGCAGAGUUCGUAGAUCGAAGACUGGAGGAUUUCCAAAAGGUUGGCAAGACGGUCGGUGGCUUGGGUCAGUUUGUUGGAUUUUGGGCCGGCAACACGAUCCAUCUGGCUAGAUCAUGGGGCAUGAGGGUGUAG